AUGCAGGAGGUCGCUAUGCAGGAGGCAUACGAUGCGGGAGGCCUACGAUGCGGGAGGCCUACGAUGCGGGAGGCCUACGAUGCGGGAGGCCUACGAUGCGGGAAGCUCGAAAUGUGGAACGCUCACCAUGCGGAACGCAUGCAACGGCCUGGCGCGCUUUGCCGCAGCAACAAGAAUCGGAACCUGAGAUGUUCCGUCCCCGAUGACGACUUGGAUCUUAGCGGCCCCUUUCUAGCCAUUGACGAACCUUGCUCGUUGACAACCUGA
Messenger RNA from Penicillium samsonianum, 267 nucleotides. RefSeq lists its product as uncharacterized. NCBI's taxonomy places the organism in Eukaryota, Fungi, Ascomycota, Eurotiomycetes, Eurotiales, Aspergillaceae. The coding region runs from base 1 to 267 and encodes 88 amino acids. The record is from RefSeq and is a predicted model, not a curated record. The transcript is spliced from 2 exons.